GUCAUUUCAAGUGAAAAGGUGGGGAGACGUCACUUCCGAGAGUAACACGGGGGAAGAUGACGUCACGCUCAGAACCAGAACUCUCGACUCGGCUACAACGGAGACUCCGUGACUCGGGGGCAACUCCGUCGCUGGGCCGUUACUCCUCAUCCAUCGCCGGGCAGCUCCUCCGUUGCUAGGCAACUCCUCCGUCGCUAAUCAACUCCUCUGUUGCUAGGCAACUCCUCCAUUGCUAGACAACUCCUCCGUUGCUCGGCAACUCCUCCGUUGCUAGGCAACUCCUCCAUCUCUAAUCAACUCCUCUGUUGCUAGGCAACUACUCCGUUGCUAGGAAACUCCUCCUCCACCACCGUUGUCACCCCUCAGUUCUACCGGAUGGCCACCACCACCCACCCCACCCAACCGAUGGAGCGUCCAGCCGCCAACGCAGCCACCGCCGACGCUGCCGACGACCGCCACCGUCCGGGCACCAAGCGCCACCUCUGCGCCCUAUGCCCGUACGGCACGGACCGCGCCGGGAGCCUCCGGAACCACGAGCGGACCCACACGGGGGAGCGGCCCUACGCCUGCCCGUCCUGCGGCAAGGCCUUCGCCGAGUCCGGCACCCUCCGCAAGCACCGCAGGACCCACACGGGGGAGCGGCCGCACGCCUGCCCACGGUGCGGCAAGGCCUACGCCGAGGCCGGCCACCUGCGGCGCCACCUGCGGUCCCACACCGGGGAGAAGCCCUUCCCCUGCCCGGACUGCGGCAAGGCCUUCGCUGAGUCGGGCACCCUCCGGAACCACCGCAGGACGCACGGCGGCGAGCGGCCCUACCCCUGCGGCGAGUGCGGCCGUCGGUUCGCGACGUCGGGCGACCUGGCCCGCCACGGCAGGACGCACACGGGGGAGAGGCCCCACCGCUGCGGCGACUGCGGCCGGUCGUUCGCCACCUCGGGCCACCUGCGCGGCCACCGCCGGACCCACACGGGCGAGCGGCCCUACAAGUGCGCGGCGUGCGGGGCCGCCUUCGCCGAGUCCGGCGCUCUCCACCGCCACCGGAGGACCCACACGGGGGAGCGGCCGUACGCCUGCGACGACUGCGGCCGCGGUUUCGCCGAGGCCGGCUGCCUUCGGAGGCAUCGGAGGACCCACACGGGCGAGCGGCCGUACGCCUGCGCCGACUGCGGCCGCUCGUUCGGCCAGUCGGGGGACCUCCGCGGCCACCGGCGGACCCACGCGGGCGAGCGGCCGUUCGCCUGCGCCGACUGCGGGCGGGGCUUCGUCUGGCCGGGCGACCUGCGCAGCCACCGCCGGACCCACGCGGGCGAGCGGCCGUUCGGCUGCGCCGACUGCGGCAGGGCGUUCGCCCACCCGGCCACGCUCAAGAAGCACCGGGAGGUUCACCGCCGGGAGGCCGCGGUUAACGGCUCGGCUUCGUCGUCGGUAGCGGCGGUCAAAAGAUGCAGCUCUGAACUCUGGCCGGGUGAAGAGGCAGCACUGCCGGCAUCCGAGGGCCAUGGAUGCGAGCGUCCCAACUUUGGAUUCUCCGUCGUCAAGCAGGAGACAGGAGAGGAGAGCCCCGGCAACCACGAUGGCGACGGUCGCCACGGAGACGGCGGCGACGACGGUCACCAUGGAGACAGGCCCUUGUUGAUCGUGAAGCAGGAGAGAAGAGACGGCGUCCACGAUGAUGUUGAUGAAGAUGUUGAUGAAGAUGCCGUGCUGCUAGCUUCCCCAUCAACCCCUUAA
Petromyzon marinus (sea lamprey) is the source of this 1731-nucleotide messenger RNA. NCBI's taxonomy places the organism in Eukaryota, Metazoa, Chordata, Hyperoartia, Petromyzontiformes, Petromyzontidae. The record is from RefSeq and is a predicted model, not a curated record.